Alligator sinensis (Chinese alligator) is the source of this 423-nucleotide messenger RNA. RefSeq names its product MyoD family inhibitor domain containing 2 (gene MDFIC2). The record is from RefSeq and is a predicted model, not a curated record. Bases 1 to 423 code for a protein of 140 amino acids. NCBI's taxonomy places the organism in Eukaryota, Metazoa, Chordata, Crocodylia, Alligatoridae. The transcript has 2 exons.
AUGAGUUCGGUAUCUGAAUUCAACAUCACAGACGCUUCAAAGGAUGCCAAAAAUGAGAGGAAAUUGUCAGAAUCUAGUACAUCAACGUUGGCUUCCCUUGAGAAAUGCAGAAAAUUCAGCUACAUUGAAAACGAUGCAUCCGUUCAUCAGAGGGACAGCGAUGAUGAAUGUGCAACACUUAUCCUGGCCUGCUUGUUCUGCCAAUUUUGGGACUUUCUUAUAAUGCUGCCUGACACCUGUGAAAACUGGUUGACAAACACAUGCUGCCCAUCCAACAGGUAUUACCAGACCUCCAAUGAAAACCACAGCAACAACGACUGCAAUUGUGACUGUGAUAUUGAUUGCAGCAUUUUUGAAUCCUGCCACGAGACUGGCGAAUGCCUGGAACUUGCCUUGGAGAUUUCUGAAGUCUGUUAUCGCUAA